UUUAGCGUUAUUGUGAUAUGAUGUGUGCGUACUUGAAGAUUUAAUGUUGUUUAUUUUGACGAAAUCGUGAAAUUAUUGUGACAUUGGUGCUCAGUGAAUAUUUUAAUGUAAAUUUUGGUGAAAAAUAGGUACGAGUUUGAGAAUGGAGUUUCUACUUGGAGGUGCCUCCGGCAUGGCAGCAUGCCUCUUCACCAACCCUUUGGAAGUAUUAAAGACACGUCUCCAGCUACAAGGUGAACUUCAAGCUAAAGGCCAUCAUGCUGUGCACUACAGAAAUGUUUUCCAUGCUGGCUACGUUGUGGCUAAAAACGAUGGGCUACUUGCUCUUCAAAAAGGAUUGGUUCCUGCUCUCUGGGUGCAGCUGGUUAUGAAUGGAGCUAGAUUAGGAGUAUAUGGGUUUGCUGAUGCUGCAGGUUACCUAAGAGACGAGUCAGGUGAUUUAGUAUUUACAAAAACAAUUCUAAUCAGUGGAGCUGGUUCUGUCUUAGGAAAUUACGCAGCUAGUCCUUUAUUUCUAGUCAAAACUCAUUUACAGUCGCAAGCUGUAGAUGCGAUUGCUGUAGGGCAUCAGCAUAAACAUAAUGGGACUUUUCAGGCGCUUCUCAAUAUUUAUAAAGCUAAUGGUAUUAAGAAAGGACUGUUUCGAGGUGCUGUAGCCACUAUCCCCAGAUCUUUCGUAGGAGGAUCAUCCCAAUUAAUUUGCUUUGAUUAUACUAAGCAGAUAAUUACUAAUUAUGGCAUCACUGAUAACAAACUACUAAAAUCAUUUUUGGGUAGUAUGGUUGGAGGUAUAGGAAUUAGUAUAAUGAUGACUCCUUUUGAUCUGAUUAUGACUAGACUUUACAAUCAACCUGCUGAUCCAUCUGGCAAAGGCCUUCUAUACAGUAGCUACUUUGAUUGCGUAGGAAAAAUUUACAAAUCUGAAGGACUAAUGGCAUUUUAUAAAGGCCUUGGACCUAUGUAUCUUAGAUUAGGACCUCACACUCUGCUGUGCUUGAUGUUCUUUGAUCAAUUUAGGGAGCUAGCUUAUGAAUAUGCCCCACGAAAGACUGUCAAAGUACAAAAUAUAUGAAAUUGGAUUAUAAUGAUUAUUAUCUGGAAUAAACGGGCUUUAUUGAAAAUUCUUCUCUGUACAUAUUGCAUACGUUAUAAUAAUUAUCAACCUUUCUAUUAAGGUAUAGGUAUACAGACCGGACCAACCUACUAGACACAUAGGAAGGAAUAAGAAGAAUUAGCUUGUACCCGGUUUAGGCGAAUCGAGGCGGCGCUGCCGAAGCCGAGUAUAGCCGGCCUGCCGAUGCACGAAUUUUAUUAACAUGCAGAGACGAUCAAUCAGCCACCGUGACGAUCCUGCAGUGAAAUGAGUAUCAGGGUAUCAGUCAACUGGUCCCAUUGAAGCCUUUGUGUCUAGUAGCCUGAUCCUAUAUACCUUCUUGAAUGUACGACCUCCUAGAACAUACGUACUUAUUUAUAAUUUUUUGCUGAAGAAUAUAUUUUUUCUAUAAAUUUUAUUUAGAUAGGUACUAAGAAAAAAUACCUAUCUAGCUAAUUGUGCUACAAAUUUUACAUUGCAAAUUAUAAGUACGCUUUUAAAUAUUAAAUUAGAAUGAUUUUUCACAAGAAUUUAACAUAGUCAAUUGGUUUUGUUUCAAAUUCAGUUCAAACAAUCAAAAAUACUCUAUGAGAGCGGUUGUGCGUGUCGUGCAAGGGCUGUGUUUUUAAAACGCAUUAAAAUUGUUAAAAAUAAGUUUAUCCUAACUUUACACACACGUCUACGUAUAAUUUCACUAAAUACAGCGUGUUUUGUUGAA
Molecule: messenger RNA, 1811 nt
Organism: Ceutorhynchus assimilis (cabbage seed weevil)
Lineage: Eukaryota; Metazoa; Arthropoda; Insecta; Coleoptera; Curculionidae
Source: the annotation of a GenBank genome assembly